Elephantulus edwardii (Cape elephant shrew) is the source of this 591-nucleotide messenger RNA. Its product is annotated as coiled-coil domain-containing protein 47-like. Gene Ontology annotation, molecular function: calcium ion binding. The transcript is spliced from 2 exons. Gene Ontology annotation, biological process: endoplasmic reticulum calcium ion homeostasis. Bases 1 to 591 code for a protein of 196 amino acids. The record is from RefSeq and is a predicted model, not a curated record. Gene Ontology annotation, cellular component: endoplasmic reticulum. Lineage: Eukaryota; Metazoa; Chordata; Mammalia; Macroscelidea; Macroscelididae.
AUGGCCCGGAUCAGGUAUGGGCUACCCGACUCCAUGGCCAUCUUGUCAGAGAUGGGAGAAGUCACAGAAGGGAUGAUGGAUUCAAAGAUGGUUCAUUUUCUUACACACUAUGAUGACAAGAUUGAAUCCAUUCAUUUUUCAGACCAGUUCUCUGGUCCAAAAAUUAUGCAAGAGGAAGGUCAGCCUUUAAAGCUUCCGGACACUAAGAGGACACUAUUGUUUACAUUUAAUGUGCCUGGCUCAGGUAACACUUACCCAAAGGAUAUGGAGGCUUUACUACCCCUGAUGAACAUGGUGAUUUACUCUAUUGAUAAAGCCAAAAAGUUCCGACUCAACAGAGAAGGCAAGCAAAAAGCUGACAAGAACCGCGCUCGAGUAGAAGAGAACUUCUUGAAGCUGACUCAUGUGCAGAGGCAGGAAGCUGCACAGUCUCGACGUGAGGAAAAGAAAAGAGCCGAGAAGGAGCGGAUCAUGAACGAGGAAGAUCCUGAGAAACAGCGCAGGCUGGAGGAAGCUGCUUUGAGGCGUGAACAAAAGAAGUUGGAGAAGAAGCAAAUGAAAAUGAAGCAAAUCAAAGUGAAAGCCAUGUAA